This is a messenger RNA of Arvicanthis niloticus (Nile rat), 1435 nucleotides long. RefSeq names its product mitochondrial ribosomal protein S9 (gene Mrps9). NCBI's taxonomy places the organism in Eukaryota, Metazoa, Chordata, Mammalia, Rodentia, Muridae. Gene Ontology annotation, molecular function: RNA binding; structural constituent of ribosome. The record is from RefSeq and is a predicted model, not a curated record. Gene Ontology annotation, biological process: translation. Gene Ontology annotation, cellular component: ribosome; mitochondrial small ribosomal subunit.
GUCUCUAGGCUCCGCCUCUUUCCCCCUCCCUCCAGGAUCUUUCUUACGGCCAACAUGGCUGCCCCCUGUAUGUCUUGUGGCCGAGUGCUUUCCCUUCGGCUCGGUCACACGAUUAGGGGUACCCUCUGCCAGAGGCCCGGGUACUGGACAUCCUCGGCGUUUGGCUGGCAGACGGGGUCCAGGGCUCAGCUAUUAAAGCAAAUACAUACUACAGUUGUAACAACAAAGAAAAAUGCCCAGGCCUCAAGACAGGAAUCAUAUACAGAGGAUUUUAUUAAAAAGCAGAUUGAAGAAUUCAACAUAGGGAAGAGGCACUUAGCCAACAUGAUGGGAGAAGACCCGGAAACGUUUACAGAGGAAGACAUUGAUAGAGCUAUUGCUUACCUUUUUCCAAGUGGUUUGUUUGAGAAGCGAGCCAGGCCAAUGAUGAAGCAUCCCGAACAGAUUUUUCCAAAACAAAGAGCAAUCCAGUGGGGAGAAGAUGGCCGUCCAUUCCAUUUUCUCUUCUAUACUGGCAAACAAGCAUACUAUUCAUUAAUGCACGACAUGUAUGGAAAGGUCGUCCAGCUAGAAAAGCACAAAGGUCCACUUUCAGAAAGCACUGGGUCCAGAGACCUGAUUGGCAGCAGAUGGCUGAUUAAGGAGGAACUAGAAGAAAUGUUAGUGGAAAAACUGUCAGAUCAAGAUUAUGUACAGUUCAUCCGACUGCUGGAAAAGUUACUGACAUUGCCGUGCGGUCCUGCCGAAGAAGAAUUUGUACAGAGGUUCCGCAAAAGCGUAACUAUUCAAUCAAAAAAGCAACAGAUUGAACCCGUGCAGUAUGACGAGCAAGGCAGGGCCUUCAGCACCAGCCAAGGCCAGAGGAAGAGCGCCACAGCACAGGCGGUGGUUUAUGAGCACGGGAGCGGGAAGAUCCACGUGAACGGAGUUGAUUACCUGCUUUACUUUCCCAUCACACAGGACAGAGAACAGUUGAUGUUCCCUUUCCACUUCCUGGACCGGCUGGAAAAACACGACGUAACCUGCACAGUCUCUGGGGGAGGGAGAUCUGCGCAGGCAGGAGCCAUACGCUUGGCGAUGGCCAGAGCUUUGUGCAGCUUCAUCACUGAGGACGAGGUUGAGUGGAUGAGACAAGCCGGACUGCUUACUCCUGAUCCGCGGAUCAGAGAACGGAAGAAACCAGGCCAGGAGGGCGCCCGAAGAAAGUUCACCUGGAAGAAGCGCUGAGAUCGUUCACAGGAGAGUGAGGAGUACCACAUCUGUGAGCACCACAUCUGUGUGCCUGCCUGGCUCAUGGUGGAGCACAGUCAUGUGCACUGACCAAGGGAGGCAGCAUUUACACAUUGUCUUGGGAUUAAGUUAUGACAUGAUUUAUUUUUUAGUGCUAUUUUGUUAUGGUUACUAUUGAAAAUAAUAAAAAAGAAUGUUAGUUUCA